This is a messenger RNA of Closterium sp. NIES-65, 1416 nucleotides long. NCBI's taxonomy places the organism in Eukaryota, Viridiplantae, Streptophyta, Zygnematophyceae, Desmidiales, Closteriaceae. The record is from the annotation of a GenBank genome assembly.
AUGGGGAAUGCUAUAAAGGAAAGUUUGGUAAAGGCUCCAACAGGGGGGGGACUUGUUGUGUCAUCUUUGGGGGUUCAAGGGGAGAGGCAGGAGCAGCAGCAGCAACAGCAGCAGCAGCAGCAGCAGCAGCAGCAGCAGCAGCAGCAGCAGCAGCAGCAGCAGCAGCAGCAGCAGCAGCAGCAGCAGCAGCAGCAGCAGCAACAGCAGCAGCAGCAGCAGCAGCAGCAGCAGCAGCAGCAGCAGCAGCAGCAGCAGCAGCAGCAGCAGCAGCAGCAGCAGCAGCAGCAGCAGCAGCAGCAGCAGCAGCAGCAGCAGCAGCGGCAAGAGGAGGAAGCGGUGGGAAAAGAGAAAGGAGGCGGAGGGAUGGAGAACGGGGAGCAGGGAGGAACGGAGAGGAGGGAGGGAUGGAAGGAGGUGCCAUUGGUGCAGCAGCUGAAAGAGCAACCGCAGCAGCAGCAGCAGCAGCAGCAAGAAGCAAACGACUCUCAGUUGAAGGGGGAGCAGCUGGCAGGGGCAGGGAAGACACAGCCAAUUCACACCUGGCCUGAGGAACUACCAUUCCCCCUCCCCCAGUUUUCUCUCCCCAAGUUCCACCUCCCCCAACUCCCCCUCCCCCAGUUCCUUUCCCGCCCCCCUCCUCCAGUCCUCCCCCUUCCCUCUCAUGCUUCCCCCGCUCCCCCUGGUGCCCCUUCUCCUCCCCCUGGUGCUCCCCCCGUUCCCCCUCGUGCUUCCCCCGCUCCCCCUGGUACCCCCCCUCCCCCUUCCGCCCCCGGCCCCCUCGGUUUCCCCCUUGAUGCAGCCACGGCUGCUGCAGUGCAGCAUGCAGCGGUUACUGUAGCGGAUCAGGUCCCCAAAGAUUCGAUUCUGUGGGCGGCAGUGGCAGAACAGAAGGUGGAAAUUCUGGAGAGAGCACUGGAGGAGACAAAGGAGCGAGCUGUUGCAAUGAUGGAGCGACUGAGGUUGAAUGCCGAGGCUAAGAUGAAAGGCAAGAGAGGAUUAAAGGAGGCAAAGGAGCGAGCUCUUGCUAUGAUGGAACGGCUGAGGUUGAUUGCCGAGGCUAAGGCGAUGGAGCGAGUUUUGGAGGAGGAGAGGAGGCGGGUGGAGGAGCUGCAGUCGCUCUCCCCUUCCCCUUGCUUUCUAUCCUCACCCUUCACUCCCGUUCCUUCCCUCUGUCUCACCACCAUCAGCACAAGGCAAUGGAGCGAGAGCUGGAGGAGGAGAGGAGGCGAGUGGAAGAGCUUCAGUCGCUCUCCGAUCCCACAUGCUCUCGCAUCUCACUCCUCUCACUUCCUCACUUUCCUCACUUUCCUCAACCCCCUCAUUCCCUCCCGACCAGCACAAGUCAAUGGAGCGAGAGCUGGAGGAGGAGAGGAGGCGAGUGGAGGAACUGCAGGCACUCUCGUCACCGUCCCUUGA